This is a messenger RNA of Engraulis encrasicolus (European anchovy), 2079 nucleotides long. Its product is annotated as frizzled-1-like. Gene Ontology annotation, molecular function: Wnt receptor activity; Wnt-protein binding. The coding region runs from base 1363 to 2079 and encodes 238 amino acids. The transcript is spliced from 6 exons. Gene Ontology annotation, biological process: canonical Wnt signaling pathway; non-canonical Wnt signaling pathway. Lineage: Eukaryota; Metazoa; Chordata; Actinopteri; Clupeiformes; Engraulidae. Gene Ontology annotation, cellular component: plasma membrane. The record is from RefSeq and is a predicted model, not a curated record.
CUUUCACACUGCACAGUCAGCGUCCACGUUCUAUCCGCGGGAAGCAGCCAUUCAUUUUCAACGGAGCACGCUCAUUGAACACGGCCGUCCGCGCAGGAAAAUAGACUCGAGUUCUAUUUUCAAGGACCAUCGUUGACAUGUCCGGUUGGGCCGGAAAUGCGCUGCGCUUACACCGUGCUUACACCGCGCUCCUUUGUGGAAGGCAUGAUCUGUUCACAUGUAUUCUAACCAUUUCAGACUGAUACUGGACACGUUCAAAAACGAAAUGGUACAAACUGAAAUAGAACAUGAUAACAGUAGUCUGUUACAUUGUGGCUAAUGCUACAGGCAGUGUUGCCAGAUGUGUCUGACCAAAUCCCGCCCAAAAGCUUCUCAAAAACCGCCAAAUUGCGCUAAAUUCCGCCCAAAUCCAACAAAUUACAUUGACUUCUAUGGGCCAAAAACGGCUGAAAAAAACGCCAAAUGGCCAAUUUUUCCCAUUUUUACCCGCAGACGCUCAUCCAAAGUAGCCCAAUUGGGCGGGCACCUGCCCAAUCUGGCAACACUGGCUACAGGACUGGACUGGUAAUCUGGCAUACAGGGCAUCUUCCCAGUGGGCCAACAACCCUUUUUAUUUAACCCAUUGUGUCCUGGAGACACAUAUACGCUGCAUUCAGGAUUUAUUAACUAUGUGGGUUUGUUAGAGCUUAAUGAACACAUUAUAAUGGAAGAGGAGGGUCUUGGCUUUUAAAUGUAACUCAUUACAUGUUUGUAUGUGCUUCGGAGGCUGAGAUAUGUAGGAUUUAAUAGGCAGAGGGCACCCUUUCCCAAAAAGGUCUUAGGACAAAAUGGGUUAUUGUUUCUUUUUUUCCAGAGAGCCCAGCCCACAAUAAAGAUGGGGUAACCUAUUGGUCUAUCAAUUUGUGGAGAUAUAUGAGCUAAUCGUGGUUAUGUAGAAAAGCAAGGGGGCUGGUCUAUGCCAAAAAUGCCAGGGCCGUUUUUGUGGUCCUCCCAGUCCAGCACUGAAUGCUAAUUGUGCAUUAUUAGUCACACUGUCAUUCGUCAUUAGUCACGGUAAACCAGAAUGCAUUGAAAUGGCAAAGUGUGCAUGCGCGCUGCACAGCAAAAGCAGCACUGCGCCCGGUAUUUCAAAAGGAUAAAGGAAAACUGUUUUUCAGUGGAAGCAGUAGUGUUCAAGUAAAAUUGUUGAAGAACAUGGAAAAAUACUUAUUCCUCAAAGGUUUUAUUUCACUUUGUAAUUAAACCAUCGACAGGGUUCACUAGCACUGGACAGUAGCAAGUUGGACAGGCUUGCGCACAUUUGCAACUAAAGCGACUACAGUAUAUUCUUGAACUUUCAAGACACGAGCGAUUGCAUUACGCAUGCUUACUUACAUUCCCCAGAUUCUGCUUAUGGCACCCCGCCAGAGAAUAGUCAUGUGUUCCCUGUUCCUGUUGCUGUGCAUGGUGAAUGGUGCAGCAGCUCUUGACUGUGUGAUGCACUUGCUGUCCAACUGCUCUGCGCUGUACAGCUUGAGUGAGGCAGUCAAACCAGGAUGUGACACUGACCGGACCAUUUCUGUGGAGGGAACUCACGCUGGAACGUGUGAACCGCUCGAUGUCCCUUUCUGCAACGACCUGCCUUACAACCAAACCAUCAUGCCACACGUUUUUGGCCAGAAGAAGACCCAAGAGGAGGCUGCUUUGGAGAUCAGCAUGUUCUGGCCCCUGAUAGGGGACCAGUGCUCUGCAGCCUUGAAGCCUUUCCUCUGCUCAGUGUACGCCCCGCAGUGUGAGUCUGGCAAAGCUCGAGCGCCGUGCAAGACGACGUGUGAGGCGGCGAGACAAGGCUGUGAGCCAUUUAUGAAGGAGCAGGACUUUGCCUGGCCUGAGGCGCUCAACUGUGACAAAUUCAGUCUCCUGACUUGUGAAGGUGAAGAUGACGGCGUUGAAGGAAGUAUAAACAUGUCGGAUCUGCCCUCGUUUCUGAACAGCAAAGCAGAAAGCAGAGAAGAUGCCCUGCGGUGUUACCACGGGUCUGAUGAGGUGGACAUAAUAACCUGUCCUGAAAAUAAUGGCUGUGUUACAUUAGGUGAGUAA